AUGAAUAUCUUUAGACUGUUAGGGGACCUUUCCCAUCUGGCGGCUCUUGUAAUAUUGCUUCUUAAAAUUUACUCAACGCGAUCAUGCAAAGGUUUGUCAGGGAAAACUCAAAUUAUGUUUGCUUUGGUGUUUACCACCCGAUACGUUGACUUAUUCAUAUAUUACGUAUCUGCUUAUAAUACCAUCAUGAAGAUUACUUUUAUUGUGCUGUCAUAUUUAACCGUCUAUUGUAUGUAUGUGAAGUUCAAGGCAACAUUAGACACAAAUGACCACCUUUUUCGUCUACCGUAUUUUAUCAUACCUAUUGGUGGCCUUGCCUGUCUUGUGAAUCACAAGUUGCAAUUCUUGGAGGUACUCUGGACAUUUUCAAUAUACUUGGAGUCAGUAGCUAUCCUGCCACAGUUAUUUAUGAUUAGUAGUACUGGUGAAGCGGAGACAAUAACUGCACACUACUUAUUUGCAUUAGGAUCAUAUCGUGCUUUGUAUCUAGUUAAUUGGAUAUAUCGUUAUUAUGUUGAAGAUGUUUAUGAUAUAGUGGCUGUUGUUGCUGGCUGUGUUCAAACUCUGCUAUACAUUGAUUUCUUCUAUCUGUAUGUUACAAGAGGUAAGAAAAUUAUUUUUAAUAAUAAGUAGACUAUAUAACUUGAAAUUAUUAGUGUUUAUUUUUUAAUGACAUGACUCUAGAAGAUCUGGGUUUGACGUGUGCGUAAUUAUCACACUAACUCGAAGACUUGCAGGCAGGCAGGCAGACAGACAGACAGACAGGCAGGCAGGCAGGCAGGCGAUAAGCAACAAACUGACUGAAAAAGCAGGCAGGUAGCGAAGACGGGACUGCAGGUGAAUAUAGAGAAGACGGAGGUGAUGAAAAUUCCUGGCUAACAACAAAAACAACAGACAACAAUCAGCCAGCAUAAAUGGGAGGAACCUGAAAAAAAACAGCCUCCUUUACCUACCUGGGAAGCAUCGUUUCAACUACAGGCG
Molecule: messenger RNA, 981 nt
Organism: Trichobilharzia regenti
Lineage: Eukaryota; Metazoa; Platyhelminthes; Trematoda; Strigeidida; Schistosomatidae
Source: the annotation of a GenBank genome assembly